Molecule: messenger RNA, 2441 nt
Organism: Archocentrus centrarchus (flier cichlid)
Lineage: Eukaryota; Metazoa; Chordata; Actinopteri; Cichliformes; Cichlidae
Product: zinc finger and SCAN domain-containing protein 2-like
Exons: 4
Coding region: 100-1386 (428 amino acids)
Biological process (GO): regulation of transcription by RNA polymerase II
Molecular function (GO): DNA-binding transcription factor activity, RNA polymerase II-specific; RNA polymerase II cis-regulatory region sequence-specific DNA binding
Source: RefSeq, a predicted model, not a curated record
UACCAGGAAGGCCAUUGUGUUGUCUCUUUUGUUAAGCUAGCCCACUGACCGUGUUGCACCUUUUUUCCAACACAAAUCUCGGCCGCAGCAAAGUGAAACAUGACUGCAAACAUGCCACCGGGGAGCCUGAAUCUGGAGUCACAGCUUUUGUCCAUUAUGGACGUGCUGGUGAAAGCGGCGGUGGCAGAAAUCAGUCAGCUGUUUUCGGAGAGCUCCGCGUCUCUCCGUCUUCAUUUAACCCAGAGCUUGAAGGAAAACGAAAGCCUGAGGACGAGGAUGAAGGUUAUGAGGAGUGAGCUAUUCUCCCUCAGGCUGCAAACGAGGACUAAUCGACCAGCGAGCCGCUUUUCUCCCAUCAGAGGAAAUAUAGCCAAGCCACGACCGAAACCACAAGUUCUCAUUAAAUCACAAGUGGCUCAGAAGGUGAGUGGAGAGGCUGCUUCUAUCGUCCUGCAGUCACAGACAAAGACCACCUCCUCUGCAGCUCAAGCGCAGUGUGCAGAUGUGGAGAGCCCAGAUGUCAUUCUGAUCAAAGAUGAGGAUGACGUGGGAGGAUGUGGGACAGAUGUUGGUGGUCACGAUGGUUUUGGAAACCACAGUGUGCAGGGUGGUGUUGCAACAGGAGCUCAGAAUUUGGAGCCAGCUGGUUCCUCCUGUGUGACAGGUGAUAAUGAGGAGCUGAGAAUUGUGAGCGUUCACGGCCGAGGUGAAGGGCCUCUGCAGGAGGAAAGUGACACCCUCUUCUCUGCAUCUGAGCUACAGGUUUUUAGCUCUCUGUCUGACCACAAUAUCAGCCAUGAGAGUCUCCUGAAUUUCACUACCAGUGCAAAUGACAGAGCUCCAAUGAGAGUGACACAGGAUAACAGUGCUGGACUGGCGAGAAACAGCCAACUUGAAAGAAAUCAUGCCACUCAAAUGGCUCCGACAGCACUGAAUCCUGGAUUGAAAUCACAGGCAGUAGUAACUGAGGGUCAAGUGGGCCACCCCAGUCACGUGAGCCAGUUUCCCCAGCAGCAAAACAUCUUCCCUCACGCAGCCAACAAAUCCCUGGACUGCAACUUUUGUGGUGAGCGCUUCCACAAUCGCGAAGACCUCAUCGUCCAUCGUGCAAGUCACACCGGGGAGUCUCCCAUCCCAUGCUCUCUGUGCGGCAAGUCAUUUGUCAACAAGACCACACUGAGCAUCCACAUGCGCAUUCACACUGGCGAGAAGCCGUACGCCUGUGCGCAGUGUGGAAAACGCUUCACUCAGAACGGCAGCCUGAAGAUCCACUUGCGGACCCACUCCGGGGAGAAGCCAUACACUUGCAAUCAGUGCACGGCCAGCUUCAACAACCCCAGCAACCUUCGCAGACACAUGAUCACACACACCAACGGGGCGCUCUGACCCCAGUGGAUAACAAAGAUUUAAUGGACUUUGCAGUUGGAAGUUACUGUCACUUGUGCCACAAUGCAUAUUGUCAUGAGUCACACGUGCAUUAGCGUACGUGUAGAUUUAAGGUUCGCUGACACAAACAAACAUGAUCUCUGUUCAGAUUCUUUAAUUGUAGGAAAACCAGUUUUCUAUUCUGGAGUGUGCAAAAAAGAUGCUUAAAUGAAGACAUGGAUAAGUGUACUGGCAGCAGGGUGGCAGAUUUUACACAGGAGGAUAAAACUAAUAUGAAGUAGUAAAGCACAUAAAACAGACUGAAAGCCACAGAGCUGCUACAGACAAAGCAACAGUAUGAGUGUCUGCACUCAGACUGUGGUAACAGAUUUAUCAAUAUCACAACUCUGGUGCUGUUUAAGGUUCUGAGAGCAAGUAAAGAAUAACUAAAAAAAUUCAAAAAUAGACUUAGCUUAUGUGCAAGUUUGAUAUAAGGUCAACAAGUACAAAGACUUGCCCUGUUUUAGGAUCAUAAUCCCUGUAGAAUAAUAAAAUUGUUUGCAGCCAGUUGUGGGAAAGAAAUCUGUGAAUAAAGUUGCGUUUAAGAAACUUUUACUGAUGCACUUCAAGGAAAGAGAAAGACUUCAGGCUAUUAAAAAAAUUUGACAACCUAUCUUCCAAGAGUGGUGACCCUAUUUUCCAGGAAACUGAUUGGUCAGUAGGCAGUGAUUUCAUACCUGUUGAAAUAACCUGCUUCCGAUCAGGUUAGGUCUGCAGCAUAAGUUACCAAGGCCAUGAACCCCAGUAAGAAGCUGCUUCGUAGUAAAGGCCUCUGAUGCUUUUACAUAAGGAUACUUUUAAGUACAUUUCUAGCUUCCUCAUACAAUCAUUAUAUUUUUUUUAAACUAAAAAACUUUCAGUCUGAACUGUAAACAAGUUGGGAAUGAAAAACAAAAUAAGAUUAUAUGUGUAUGUUUUAUUAAAAAACGCACUACCUCUACUGUUGUUUUUGCAGCUCUUUUCCUCGUUUUGUACUUCCCAGAUUGUUUCUGACUGGGCAAUUUAGUGUGGAUUUG